Nematostella vectensis (starlet sea anemone) is the source of this 3915-nucleotide messenger RNA. RefSeq lists its product as uncharacterized. Gene Ontology annotation, biological process: DNA replication. The coding region runs from base 1 to 3915 and encodes 1304 amino acids. Gene Ontology annotation, molecular function: nucleotide binding; DNA binding; DNA-directed DNA polymerase activity. NCBI's taxonomy places the organism in Eukaryota, Metazoa, Cnidaria, Anthozoa, Actiniaria, Edwardsiidae. The record is from RefSeq and is a predicted model, not a curated record. The transcript has 2 exons.
AUGCCCAACAAUAGUGAUAACGAGUGGCUUCAGCGUUUGCUAGAGUUGUUACCAGAACCCUCUGAAGGGGGAGAAGAAGAAGAAGGAGAAGAAGAGGAUGGCGGACAAUUGCCUGCCGAUUUUUUCUAUGAUGCGUUUGCGGACUCCCCCCAGUUUGCUUCUUUUGAUGAACUGUUCGACUAUAUCCCUCAUGAUGAUGAUGAUGCACGGGGUACCAUUAGGGAGGCGUUGGGGGAUUUGGAGGCGGUGUUGGAUCAGCUGUUUGACGAGAUACUGGAGGGUCUGGAGGAUCACGAUUAUGCGCGUAUCACCUUUGACGCCCCAAGUUUGACGAAUCCCAUUGCCUUACCUUAUAUGCGUCGCAGCCAGAUCACCGCCCAGCGUGCCAUAGCGGUGAUCGAGACGGUGGUGCAAUCCAACGAAAAGUUUAUGUUUGAAGGGGAUUUCGACGUGCAUGUGAUCCACACUCGCAUGCCUUCGGGGUCUGGGAAACGGAACAGCAGUACUCUGUACACUGCCGAUCUUGACACGUGGCGAAAGGGAAAGAAGAGCAUUAUUCGCAUCCACAACAACGAUGAAAUGUGUGCAGCUCGGUCUAUCGUGGUUGGUAUAGCCCAUGUGACCAAGGACCCUGACUUUCGCAAAUUGUACUAUGUGAGGAGAGAGCGGGGUUUCAACAACGUCCUGCAGACGGAACGUGCUAGGGCUCUACACGCCGCUGCCGGCGUUCCCUAUGGUCCGUGUGGUAUCCCUGAGAUCCAACGGUUCCAAGAUCAUUUGGCAGGGCGCGGGAUAGAGUUAAAUGUUGUGUCCAGGGAGAAUGCGAACACGGUGAUUUACUGUGGGGCUCUGCCUAACCCUGAGCACCAACUGUACCUUUACUAUGCCAAGGGGCAUUACGACUACAUCAAGAGCAUGACGGCGGUGCUGGGAAGGAGCUAUUUUUGCACAGCGUGCAAGAAGGGUCAUAACAACAAACGACACAGUUGUGUGGACGAUUGCAACAGUUGUGGAGAGGUGGGGUGUUCUCCUUCAGCCCCACCUCCCGAACAGAAUUUCCGUUGGAAUUGGAGGUAUUGUGAAGAGUGCAACAGAUACUUCCGUACCCCAAAAUGCUUCGACAACCAUAAGCUGGUAAAGUCUAGGGGUAAAGGAUUUUUCAAUAAGAGCAAAGUGAAGUCGUGGUCCUAUUGUCAGCGCUACCAUAAGUGCGGCACGUGCGAGAAGCUUAUCGACAUGCACCUCCCCCGUAAGGAGGGGAAGGAGCAUGUGUGUGGAGAGUACAAGUGCUCCGUUUGCAAAGAGAUGGUCCCCCCGGACCACUUGUGCUAUGUCACAACCGGUAGUGCUGCUCUCCCCAAGGACUGUGACGCCGGUGACAAAGGCCGUACACGGUGGAUUAUCUUUGACUUUGAGGCGAUGCCGCUAGAGUCCAAGCAUACCGUGAAUUUUGUUGGUGUGCAGAAAGUGUGCGAUGUUUGCAAAGGAUGGCCCAUGGAUCGUCUUGAGUGUGACACAUGUGGGAUUCGAAAACGUAGCUUCGACACACUCCAAGCGUUCUGCGACUGGCUGUUUGGGGGCGAGAAUUCCGGCUACACCUGCUUGGCCCACAACUUCAAGGGGUACGACUCCUAUUUUAUUUUAGAGUACCUUUUUGAAAACGGAAUCAAGCCCAGUGUGAUCUUCACCGGGGGUAAAGUUAUGCACUUGGCGGUGGCAUCACUCAAGAUUGAUAUGAAGUGCACGUUGAAUUUUCUACAAAUGCCGUUGGCCAGUCUUCCCAAGGCGUUUGGGUUCCAGGACGUUGCCCAGAAGGGGGUGUUUCCUCACUUCUUCAAUACCCGCGAACACCAAAACUACGUGGGGCCCAUGCCGGACCUGUGUUACUACGAUCUCAAAGGGAUGAAGGAGGAAGAUGCACGUGCAGUAUCCCUCUGGCACCAGGAGCAAGUGGCCCAGGGUGCUGUGUUCGAUCUAAAAAAAGAGCUCGCUACUUACUGUCAUCAAGACGUGGAGGUGUUGAAGAGGGCAGUGGUGGCUUUCGACGAGCUGAUUAUGGGGGCGGUUGGCCUUCAUCCUUUUGAGAUGGCAAUCACCAUAGCAUCGUUGUCUAGCAAGAUUUUGCGGGCGUGUUUCCUUGAGGAAGAGUCCAUUGGCUCGGUCCCAUUGCGUGGCUACCGCGGUCAUGAUGUCCAGUCCCUGAAAGCCCUGCAAUGGUUAAAGUACCUGGAACACCGCGAAGGGGUGUUUAUUCAACAUGCGGGAAACCGUGGGGAGAAGUGCUUACCUGGGGGGAUCAAGGUGGAUGGUUAUGCCGAAGCCACCAACACAGUGUACCAGUACCAGGGUUGCUUUUACCAUGGGUGCUCUGUGUGCUUCAAACCUGACACCGUGAACCCCCAAACGAAUACCACGAUGCGAGAGCUCCGAGACCAGACACUGGCCAUGGAGUUGCGCAUCCGGGAUCGCGGGUACAACUACGUGGAAGUAUGGGAGUGUGAAUUCGACGCCCAAUUGAAGAGCGAUGCGCAACUCCAAGCGCUUGUGGGUGAUGUGGAGCAUGCUAAACCUUUAGAGGCUCACGACGCUUUCUUUGGCGGGAGGACGAACGCCAUCAACCUGCACUACGAGGCCAAACUGGAGACGGGGGAGGAGAUUCGUUACUACGAUUUUACUUCGCUCUACCCCUGGGUGAACGCCAUGUGUGAAUACCCGGUGGGUCAUCCCGAUGCCAUCGUCACCGAGGACUUUGCCGAGGAUCUUCACGCGUAUAAGGGGUUAAUGAAGGUCCGCAUGCUCCCCCCGCGGCACCUUUUUUUCCCCGUUCUCCCUGUACGCGUGAAUUCCAAAUUGAUGUUUCCUCUCUGCUUGCGAUGCGCUGAGUUGGAGUGGCAGGGUUCGUGCUCUCAUUCCGACGAAGAGCGGGCGUUCACCGGCACGUGGUGCCACCCUGAGGUCUACAAGGCCCUUGAAAAAGGUUACACUGUUGUCAAGGUGUACGAAGUGUGGCACUGGGAACAGUGGGACUGUCUUUUCAAGGAGUACAUUAAGACCUUCCUGAAAUUCAAACAGGAGGCCUCAGGGUGGCCCGCUUGGUGUGUUACCGACGCCGAGAAACAGCAGUAUCUCGACGACUACGAGCAGCACGAAGGGGUACGCCUGGACCCCGCCAAGGUGGAAAAGAACCCAGGGCUUCGUAGUGUGGCGAAGAUGCUCCUGAACUGUAUGUGGGGGAAGUUUGGGGAGCAAACCAACCCAAGACGGACCAAGUACGUGGAUGAGCCAAAAGAGUUUUUUGGCUUGUUGCUGGACGACCAUGUGGACGUGACCAAUGUGCUGAUCGUGAAUGAUGAUCUUCUACAAGUCCACUAUAGAAUGUGUGAAGAGUUUAAAGGGAUGAAACCCCACACGAAUGUCAUCAUUGCUGCUAUGACGACAACCUGGGCCAGGCUCAAACUGUACCAAGUGAUGGAGGGGUUGCAGGAACGCUGUCUCUACCACGACACAGACAGUGUUAUCUUUGUUCACCGACCGGGGGAGUGGGAGCCACCUCUGGGGGACCACUUGGGAGAUUUAACCAGUGAACUGGAAGAGGGAGAUUACAUCGACCACUUCGCUUCUACUGGCCCCAAGAGUUAUGGUUACACGACACGUCGUGGUGACUCCGUGUGUAAAGUGAAAGGGCUCCACUUGAACCUUCGUACUUCGAGGAUUGUGAAUCUCGAGACUAUGUUGGAUCUUUUGUACGUGGAGGAGGGUGGCGAGCGUCAUGUCAUCCUCCCUUACACGAUCCAGCGCAAUGUGGACAGGAGGACUUUGCACACCGUGCCAACCAAGAAAACCUUCAGGGUGGUGUACAACAAACGGGUGCGCAGAGGGAUGCUCACGUACCCGUAUGGCCACCACCUUUUGUAG